Trypanosoma conorhini is the source of this 1644-nucleotide messenger RNA. RefSeq lists its product as uncharacterized. NCBI's taxonomy places the organism in Eukaryota, Euglenozoa, Kinetoplastea, Trypanosomatida, Trypanosomatidae. The transcript has a single exon. Bases 1 to 1644 code for a protein of 547 amino acids. The record is from RefSeq and is a predicted model, not a curated record.
AUGCUCGGCCUAUCCGGUGUUCAGCAGCCGCCGCACCCGCAGCAGGCUUCUCGUGCAAAGGCGCGGAGGUGCCUUUACUGCCAGCAGCAGGGAUGCCAGGGGCUAAGGAGCUGUUGGUGGCCGCGCCUUCAGUCUUCCGCGUCGCGGUUCCACCGCGAAGCGGCGGCUGGUCUCCCACGGCAUCUCUGGGAUGGUGAGGUCAACAGCGAGCAGGAGCCCGUAAGCGCCAUUGAAGAAAACCUGCGGACACAAAUACGUGUCUUGGAGCGUGAAGUGGAGCUGCUCCGCACUGGCCUCCAACAGCUUUCGUCUAUCAAUCGUCGCGGCAGGACUGACGUCGCCACAAUGACCUCCUCCGAGCUUACUCUCCCCCAGGCGCCCUCCUCCUCUCUCUCCUGCGGUCACAAUGUCGCGGGUAGUGGCAGCGAUGUUCCCUUGCCGAAACGCGCUGUCGCUCCUCCCUGGUCUGGUGGCGGCUUGCAACCGCCGCCGCUGCAGGAGCAGCUGCAGCUGCAGCAUAAAGCCGUACACGAGGCGUUUCAUGUCAACUCUUCCCACUCGCAAGGAAUAUCGGAAGCGGCGGGGGCGCCUGUGGCAAGCGUGUCUGCCCCACCGCCGCUCCAAGGAAGCGCAGUGGCAAACGACGUGGAGGAACUGAAACCGCUUGUGUGGGAGUUGACUGCCCAGAACGCCUCACUCCGCAGACAACUUGCGGAGAUGAAGGUUGUUGUGGAGCAGCGUGACGCACUUCUGCGGUCCAUUCUGGUGGAGGGACCUGCGUCCUACGCCGCGCCCGCCUCGUCGCCGGCGCAAGCUUCUGCCGUUUCUCCACGGUUCAGACAGGUGAAGGAAUUGUUGUCGCAGCUGCUACAGGCGCAAGAGGAGUUGGCCCGUCUUCGGGAAGAGGCGCGGCAAUGGAAGGCCAUACCAGAGCGUUUUGAGGAGAAUCCGCAAGGCGACAAAGCUUUGGUAGAGGGGCUUCGACGACAGCCUCGGCAAUUUGCGCCCCCGUCGCAGGAGCAUAGUGCCGCUGCUUCUACCGCCAAUACCAAUGCGGCAUCCACGCCGUCCAUGCAGGCGACCCACGCAAGUGAUCCUGUGCACCCCACUAUAGCGGCAGUCGGGGCGGAAGCCAAGAACACAGGGCCCACCGUCCGUGUCGAGGAUGCUUUUGCCUCGGCGCCAAAAGAAAGGACGGCAACAGAAGCGACGCCCCUGACAGCGGAGCUGCGUGAGCUUCAAGAGCGCUUGGCAGCGGCGGAGCGGAAGGUGCUCGCGUGGGAAACGUGGUAUAGGCAGCAUAUGCAGCGGCCAUCGUGUAAGGAUAGGGAGUCACAGACAAAGGCAGGGGACGCAGCUGCGGAUGCACGCGAGGGAGGCACGGCGCCAAUGAACCCGAAACCGCCACAGCAGCCAUUCAAAGUGUUGCUUCGUGCUUUGCCUGUCGCUGACCCAACACGCUACGUAAACCUGGAUAGUCUUCCCUCGUGGCAGCAACAAACGGUGUCAGACGCAUUGGCAAUCGACACUUAUGCCCUCAUGGCACGGGAGGCCGCCCUGCGUCAGGUGGCGGAACAGGAACGGGCCGAACUCCUGGCCGCACUCAGCAUGGAGAGUGUAACCGACAUGGACCAGGAUGAGUGA